AAUCGUCAUUCAAAUGAGUGUGCUGUUAGUUAAUAUAUUACCAUUUAACUAAUAACUUGUUUCGGAUUUAUUCUCUGACAAACGUCCCUCGAUAUAUUGACAAAAAUAAAAUGGAAAUAUCCGGUGAUUUGGAACAAGAAAAAAUUAUUGAUGAAUUGCAAACUUGGUUUGAAAAUCAUCCCAAAUUACCAAAGAAAAUAAAUCGCAUACUUUUGACCCGUUUCUACUACUGUAUGUUCAAAGAUGUGAAGGAAACGAAGAACUUAUUAGAAACAAACUAUAGGCUGAGACAGAACGCGGGGGGUGUCUUUAUACAACGCGAUCCCAGCGACAAAGACACCCAAGCAUCGGCUGCUUAUGCAGAUAUUGUAUUUUUACCUGGAUUAACACCUUAUAAAUAUCGGGCCUCAGUUUUACGUAUUAGCGAUCCAGAUCCAAAUAAGAUGGACCAUCUCAGAGAUAUUAAAACCUAUUUUAUGGUUUCCGAUUAUCGUUUUGCCCUGCCCGAUGCGCAGGAUCCAACCACAGGCCUUGACCUCUUGGCCCAGGGUGAAAUUAUAAUUAUAGAUAUGGCAAAUUUCACCAUGAAACAUAUGACCCGUGUUUCGAUUAGAGCACUGCGGAUUUGCAUUAACUAUUUGCAGCGUGGCUAUCCUGUGCGCAUAAAGAGCAUUCAUUUGAUCAAUUGUCCACCCUAUAUGAAUAGAAUUCUUUCAAUUGUAAGGCCGUUUAUAAAUAAGCAGAUUUUGGAAUUGAUACAUUUUCAUAAUGACAAUCUGGAACUACUUUACAAUUUUGUGCCCAAGGAAAUGUUGACAGAAGAAUAUGGGGGUCCCUGCCGCAAGAUGAGCGAUCAUAAGGAUCAACUAUUGCAAUCGUUAAUAGAUACACGGAAUUAUCUUAUGGAUCCCGAUUACUGGAAGGUAUGAAGAAAUCUAAAAGGAAUAAACUACCUCCUGACGAUACAUUAUUUCGUGCUUUUAUUUUUUUAAGAAUAAAGAAAUAUGCUUAGAAUUA
Messenger RNA from Musca domestica (house fly), 1017 nucleotides. RefSeq names its product alpha-tocopherol transfer protein-like. Bases 111 to 929 code for a protein of 272 amino acids. Lineage: Eukaryota; Metazoa; Arthropoda; Insecta; Diptera; Muscidae. The record is from RefSeq and is a predicted model, not a curated record. The transcript has 6 exons. Gene Ontology annotation, cellular component: membrane. Gene Ontology annotation, molecular function: phosphatidylinositol bisphosphate binding.